CCCCCCGCUCAUCAAUAUUUACUCACCAGGAGGCUGACGCUUUGCGUUAACGAGGAUUUCUAUCAUAGCUAAAUACAUCUAUCUUCUCCUAUUCUCGAAGCCCUCACGCGGAGUAUCCAAAUAUCCAAACACCCCUCCGGCCCACAGUGUGCUUCCCCUCUUCUGUUUCCACCAGAGUAACAUCUAUCGUCCCUCCUUGUCAUUUGGAAAAUCGCUCUUCUCCAGCCGGCACCUCCAACCCCGUGUGACGGGAAUCGCAUUCUAUCUUCAACCCUCUCCGCAAACGUCACUUCUAAUAAUCAACCAUGAGCGGCGCUGUCGAAGACAAGCCCCAGGCAAGGGACCAGGAUGAUAUCAACGACGACGACGCCUUAUUCGACGCCUUAGCAAACGAAGAUGAUUCAGCUUAUCGAGCGCACCGGAUUGAGCAGCUAAAUGCCGAAUUUUCGUCGGCCCAAAAUAACAACCAAUCCCGCGAUGCAUCCGCACCUACAAUUGUCGGAGACAGCCUUUAUCCCACUAUCGCGAGUGAUCAAGCCCUGCUAGAUUUCACAACCCAAACCCAUCGGUGCGUGAUUCACUUUGCGCAUCCAGACUUUGCUCGCUGCAGCACCAUGGACGAGCAUAUUCGAGCGCUAGCGGCACGACACCAUGAGGUGCGCUUUGCUCGCGUGGAUGUGCGGAGUACUCCAUUCGUGGUGGAACGGUUGAAGAUCCGCGUUCUGCCAUGCGUGAUUGGAUUUAAGGAUGGGGUGGGAGUUGAGCGGGUGGUCGGGUUUGAGGGCCUUGCAUCCGGUGGUCGAGACGGCACCGACGGGUUCAGUACCGCAACUCUUGAGAAGAGACUCAUCUGGAAAGGAAUCAUUGCUCGGGAGAAAUUCCGAGCUGGGGAUGACGGCUCUGGUCAGUCGGAAGAAGAGAGCGACGAUGGGGAUGGCAAAGACCGGGGGAAGCGGGCUAUUCGUAGCGGGAACGCGAGAAGCUACAGGAAUGAUGACGAUGAUGACGAUGAUGACGACGACUGGGAUUGAACUCAAUAGCCUUCAUGAACCUGCCCUGUUGCAAAGGGCAGCCUGGCUUUGGUGGCGAGAGACACUGUUACCUCGACAAAUCCAGGCAGGAAUAGAAACAGGCUUAUGGAUUGAAUAUUCAACACUUGGCCGCAAUCACCUACGUCGGCGCGUCACCGUCCGCAGCAGUUCUGGCGACAGAUCGUGAAGUGCUGUAAAUGCGGGUAACGGACCUCUCAGGUCGUGGAAUCGCCUCAAUGGUGUCCAAUCGAUGCCUUUUCAUCACCGGUAGUUCGAUUUGGAACGGACAAGUGAAAGGGAUUGACGGGGAUUGACAGUAGUAUCGGGCUCAGAGUGAGAAUCAACAGAAGCCCAUAUAGCACGGUACUGAAUAUAUCAAGUUAAGCACUGGGAAUUGGG
Aspergillus sclerotioniger CBS 115572 is the source of this 1430-nucleotide messenger RNA. RefSeq names its product thioredoxin domain-containing protein. Bases 306 to 1031 code for a protein of 241 amino acids. The record is from RefSeq and is a predicted model, not a curated record. Gene Ontology annotation, cellular component: cytoplasm. NCBI's taxonomy places the organism in Eukaryota, Fungi, Ascomycota, Eurotiomycetes, Eurotiales, Aspergillaceae. The transcript has a single exon.